GUGUUGACUUCUUAUCUUUUGACUUCCACACAGAUUCUACUCCACAUGAAUUUCCCACCGUCAGACUCUUGUGAAACAGCAGCGGAUCCGCCGUUACGUUUGUGUUUCCAUCAUGUCACUUGGUUAUUUGAAAUCAUGUGAAAGAAUCACGCUGACGUAACAUCUCUCCAUGAAGUCAAAGCCUUGCAUUCACUUCAUAAGGCUGGAAUGAGCAACAUAUCAGCACCAUCUUGAUCCGGAUAUAUUGUGAAUGUCACCUUCUUGAUGAUUUCAUUCUUUUACGCAGGACAAAUCAGAAAAUGGCAGAUAACGUACCUCGUGAGUUGGACAGCUCAGACCUGGAAAUAAUCCGCUCCAUGCUUGAGGACAUGCUUGGCCCCUGCUUCGCACCACUAGACAACAUGUCUUGUCCUCAAGGUGCUACUUUCAUGGACCAGAUUGAGAAUCGGCCUCCUCUACAGUAUAUGUGCCCCAUGUCAACUGGCCCCUGCUUCGCACCACUAGACAACAUGUCUUGUCCUCAAGGUGCUACUUUCCUGGACCAGAUUGAGAAUCGGCCUCCACUGCACAAUGUCAGCGUGCAUUCAUUCAACCAAGAGAAGCAAACCAACCCUGUUCCCAAGCCUUGUCCACCUCAGCCCUCCACCUCCAAACAGCAACAUGGUGGAGCGGUAAAUAAAGAGCCGUACAUCAGAAGACCUCCAAAUGCUUUUAUGGUCUUCAUGAGAGAGAACAGGGACAAAGUAUCUCAGACCCUGAAGCCCAAGCACAGUGUGGAGGCCAACACCAUCCUGGGACAGAUGUGGAGGAACAUGUCGUCAGUAGAGCAGCAGGUUUAUUAUGAUAAAGCGGCGGAGGAGCGGCGACUCCACUCGGAGAAGCAUCCUGAGUGGUCCAGCAAGGACAACUAUGGAAAGAAGGUUAAGCGGCGGAGAAGGAAGGGCAUCGUCAUCUGACGUUGAAGGUCAUUUGUAUAUACAUGUAUAUAUUUAUUUUUUUUAAAGAAAUAAAAUGUUAAACACUUUGGUUUGAAUGCAGUGCUAAAUAUAUUUACAUACAUGAAAAAAUAUAAAUGCUGUAGAAAAGGCCAUCCAUAAUGUCGGUCCUCCAAGAGGUGGAGUUUUUUCUUAAACGUGGACAGAGCACCAGAGUGAGAUCGAAUGGUUCUAGUGUAGAGAUUUAGAACAAACUGCCCUCUGAUGGCCAGCGACUAUAACGACUCUAAAAUAUUCCCAAAAAUGUUUGAAUACUAUUCAUUUCAAUUUACUGGUGAAAGAAAGAAAAAACGAGAGUAAAAUGAAACAAUUUAUUCAUUCACCAAAUUGAAGGACAGAAAAUUAGACAGAUGGCGUGAAUAGAGCACAUUGUUGACUGUGGUGAAACCACAUUCACAGACUUAAACUGAGAAAUGAUCAAGCACCAGAGCGUAAAUCAUAAGAGUAGAGAUCAACAAACUGAGCACAAGAGCGAGCCAUAAUGGGGCAAGGUCACAGAGUUGGAGACGGGAGGAAACAAGAUAUGAAUAGACAAAAAAGGUCAUGUAAAAAUGAAAAUAUGAACUAUAUUAGGUUGAGUCCAAAAAGUGAUUCUACAAAGGACAGAUAAAAUAUUAUUCAGAAAAUAUUGGUGUCAUAAAUGAUUUUUCCAUGAUUGAACUUCAACCUGCAUCAGAAAAGCACAAGAACAAAAGUAUA
Synchiropus splendidus (mandarinfish) is the source of this 1694-nucleotide messenger RNA. RefSeq names its product protein pop-1-like. The coding region runs from base 300 to 956 and encodes 218 amino acids. Gene Ontology annotation, cellular component: beta-catenin-TCF complex. Lineage: Eukaryota; Metazoa; Chordata; Actinopteri; Syngnathiformes; Callionymidae. The transcript has 7 exons. Gene Ontology annotation, biological process: regulation of transcription by RNA polymerase II; canonical Wnt signaling pathway. The record is from RefSeq and is a predicted model, not a curated record. Gene Ontology annotation, molecular function: DNA-binding transcription factor activity, RNA polymerase II-specific; RNA polymerase II cis-regulatory region sequence-specific DNA binding.